CACCCCUUGGCGGGGGCCCCGGGCCAAGCGAGCUGGGGGCCCUGGGAGUCAGGAACGUGACCAGUGAUGGGUUUGGGCUGCAGUGGAGGGCGCGGAAGGGCCUGUUCCAGUCCUUCCUGCUGCGCUACGAAGAUGCGGCCGGGCGCAUGGGGCCCCGGGAGGCUGAGGUGCCGGCGGACCAGCGGGCGACCCAAGUUGGGGGGCUGCGGCCUGGCACUGAGUACCAUGUCACGCUGUACGGGGUGCACCGCGGCCAGCUCUCACCCCCACUCAGAGCCAGAGUCCGGACAGCGCCAGCAGAACCCGGCGCCCAGCCCAGCCUGGGGGAGCUCUCGGCCUCGGAGGUCACCCACAACUCCACCCUGCUCUCCUGGACCGUCCAGGCCGGGGACUUCGACUCCUUCCUCCUCCAGUACAAGGACGCGGAGGGCAAACUCCAGGCGCUGCCCGUGGAUGGAGGAUCCCGCACAGUCACAGUAACCAAUCUGGUCCCCUCCCAAAGAUACAAAUUCAACCUCUACGGCGUCUCCGGCCGCAAGCGCCUCGGCCCCGUCUCCACCGACACCGUCACAGCCAAGGAGCCGCGGGUGCAGGAACUCACCUUCCAGCCCAGCCUGGGGGAGCUCUUGGCCUCUGAUGUCACCCACAACUCCAUCCUGCUCUCCUGGACCGUCCAGACCGGGGACUUCGACUCCUUCCUCCUCCAGUACAAGGACGCGGAGGGGAAACUCCAGGCAUUGCCCAUGGAUGGGGGAUCCCGCACGGUCACUGUAACCAACCUGGCCCCCUCCCACAGAUACAAGUUCAACCUCUACGGCAUCUCCGGCCGCAAGCGCCUCGGCCCCGUCUCCACCGACAUCGUUACAG
Terrapene triunguis (Three-toed box turtle) is the source of this 867-nucleotide messenger RNA. RefSeq names its product tenascin-X-like. The transcript has 3 exons. The record is from RefSeq and is a predicted model, not a curated record. Gene Ontology annotation, molecular function: protein binding. The annotation marks the transcript as partial. NCBI's taxonomy places the organism in Eukaryota, Metazoa, Chordata, Testudines, Emydidae.